UUAGUAUCCUCUGUGCUAUAACCAUUAUGCGAACAAACCGCAUUAUGAAAGUGAUAAUCUAACUUACUUAGGCUACAUUAGUUCACUGUAGGUUAAACGAACUGAGGAACCUUCUCAUGUGGUUUGUGACACAGCCGAUACUAUGGAGAUUGAAAGUACAUCUGCGGACCAACAUGCGAGUGUUAAAGAACAGCAAAUCGAAGCACCUUAUGCUGACUGGUGGGGAUUUAAAUCUGGGUUUGUCUCCGGCGGUCUUCUUAGAGCCAAGUCUGGCAAAAAGAAAUUAUCUAAGAAAAGUGAUUGUGAGGACGAUCAAGAGAAUCUUUACAACAUGGUUCAGCUAUGUGUGUUUGUCUUCCCCACUCUUCUUUACAAGCUCUUCUUGGAAAACAUAAAGAUAAUGUUGCUAUUCUCUACUCAUAUCACUUAUAAUUAG
Molecule: messenger RNA, 436 nt
Organism: Thlaspi arvense
Lineage: Eukaryota; Viridiplantae; Streptophyta; Magnoliopsida; Brassicales; Brassicaceae
Source: the annotation of a GenBank genome assembly